GAAUGUCCGUGUUGUAAUUUUAAUGUUAUUUUGUAUGCGAGGUUUUUUUUUAUGUUUUAAUUCAUGGUAUAAAAUUACUACAUACUAUUAACCAUUUAUGUAGAAACAUAAUUUUUUACGAAGCUAUGUCAGUGAGAUUUCUUUAAGAUAAAUAAUUGUUGCCCAAUGGUAAUCAACAAAAAAUGCUUGAAAAUUAAAGAUGUAAUCACAUGUAACGAAAAAAUAAAAAAAAUGGUUCGUUGUGGUAAUUUUAAAAUGUCCAUCAAAUGUCUGCUGCUUAAAAAGUUGAAUUUAUAAAGAAGAGAAAAUAGUACACUGAACAUUAUCAUCAAGACCUUAACAAAACUUUUGAUUUAUAAAAAAUAAUAUUAACUAUGACGAGUCUCAAAAUGGAAUAAAUAAGUAAAAUCAUGUAUUCAUCAAUGGUAUUUCGUACUUGUCGUAUUUCACAAUUCAGGAGUUGUCUGAAUAAAUUAAAUACUCAACAUCCUUUAGCCGCAGCAGUCUUCCACAAACACUCAUCCACCGAGGCCAAGAUUAAUGCUAUCAACACUCAGACUAAUGUCGUGGAGUGGAAAAACAUCUAUGUUGGAACGUUAGGUCCACGGAUACGCAACUUGAAAAUUGUAUCAUUCAUGACCAGUGCUGUGGGUUUGUGUAUUCAACCAAUGGUAAUACAAAAGGCUGCGGAAGUGGGCAGCAGCUUAGCAGCCACCAUUGGUGUAUGCACCAUCGCAGGAUUUUUUACAUUUAUUACACCAGUGCUCAUUCAUUUGGUAACAAGAAAAUAUGUAACAUCUAUUGAAUAUAACGAAAAAGAUGACGAGUACAAUGCCACAGUUAUUUCAUUUUUCUUAAAACCUAAGAAGAUACAAUUUAAACCAUUUGAAGUAAGAUUGCCUUUGACACAGAAAUUAACAAUCACAUUUUAUGCAAAAGAAUGCCCUUUAUUUGUGGAUCCACAAGCAUUUGAUGAUGUUAUGCAUUAUCAACGUAUAUUAGGUUAUGAUAAGCCUUUUACAUUUGAAAAAGAAGAUGAUGAAAACUCUGGUCUUAAAAAACCUGUAGUUAAGGCUGCUAAUAAGAUUUAAGUUUAAAUUAUACUUUAUAGUUGUUUUUUAUUAUUUUAUCAAAUCUGUUUUGUAAAUACAUGCAAUUUCAAAUACUUA
This is a messenger RNA of Aphis gossypii (cotton aphid), 1169 nucleotides long. RefSeq names its product transmembrane protein 70 homolog, mitochondrial. Lineage: Eukaryota; Metazoa; Arthropoda; Insecta; Hemiptera; Aphididae. Gene Ontology annotation, cellular component: mitochondrial membrane. The coding region runs from base 411 to 1091 and encodes 226 amino acids. The transcript has 5 exons. Gene Ontology annotation, biological process: mitochondrial proton-transporting ATP synthase complex assembly. The record is from RefSeq and is a predicted model, not a curated record.